GUGUAGAGCCUGAGGUGAGCUCGCCACCUUCUCUCUGUUCUGAGUUGUCCCUUGCUCGUCGCUGCAAGGACCGAAAGCCUGGCAGCCUGGCUGAGCUGCGGCCUCACCAAUGGACCUGAUCGGCUUCGGUUAUGCGGCCCUUGUGAUGUUUGGAGGCAUUUUAGGGUAUAAGCGGAGAGGUAGCGUUCCAUCUCUGAUUGCUGGUCUUUUGGCUGGACUUUCUGCUGGCUAUGGAGCUUACCGGGUAUCCAAUGACAAACGAGAUAUUAAAGUGUCACUGUUUACAGCUUUCUUCCUGGCCACCAUCAUGGGCGUGAGAUUUAAGAGAUCCAAGAAGAUAAUGCCCGCCGGGCUGGUUGCAGGUUUAAGCCUCUUGAUGAUCCUAAGACUCGUCCUGCUGCUGCUCUGAGCACCCAGAGGAGCUGCGCUGCAAGUACCUGUCAUCCUGUGACAGCGGGCGGAGCAUGUCCUUCGUACCUUAAAGGAUAAAUUCCAAUACAGAUUGAUCAGUGUUUUAUGUUAGAAACAAAGGUAACACUAUCACCUCUAAUCUGAACAUGAGUUUUUUUUUUUUUAAACAAAGAAUUUUAAUUGUCAAGCACUGUUUUCAUUACAGGUGUUUAAUAAACAUGAUACACUUGCAUUUGGUGUGGCUUAAUACAUGUCUCUAUGUCUAGCUAUAUAUAUUACAUUUUUGGCAAUUCCAAAUGCUCGUGACUCAAAUACGUGAAGCUGCAAAUUAUCUGAUGAAGGAAUUCCUUACAUGAACUUCACAGAAUGCUAAUGUGGCUACUUGGUGCUUGUGUUAUAUUAGAAAUUUUAUUUUUCCCAUCUUAAUUGUACGUGCUGCCUGUUUUGGCUCUCUCCUUAGAAGAAUUUCAUUCUCAGCACAUUCUGCAUCUCGGCAGGAUGUAGCCAGUAUUCAAAUAAAAGACAUUUUGUUUUAAA
Molecule: messenger RNA, 948 nt
Organism: Chinchilla lanigera (long-tailed chinchilla)
Lineage: Eukaryota; Metazoa; Chordata; Mammalia; Rodentia; Chinchillidae
Gene: Tmem14a
Product: transmembrane protein 14A
Exons: 5
Coding region: 110-409 (99 amino acids)
Biological process (GO): regulation of heme biosynthetic process
Cellular component (GO): mitochondrial membrane
Source: RefSeq, a predicted model, not a curated record